Pistacia vera is the source of this 3340-nucleotide messenger RNA. Its product is annotated as sterol 3-beta-glucosyltransferase UGT80B1. Gene Ontology annotation, biological process: carbohydrate metabolic process. The coding region runs from base 1107 to 3062 and encodes 651 amino acids. The transcript is spliced from 14 exons. NCBI's taxonomy places the organism in Eukaryota, Viridiplantae, Streptophyta, Magnoliopsida, Sapindales, Anacardiaceae. The record is from RefSeq and is a predicted model, not a curated record. Gene Ontology annotation, molecular function: hexosyltransferase activity; UDP-glycosyltransferase activity.
UGUGUUGGCUGGCUUCGGUUUCGCAUCUCAUCAUUCACCGACGAACCUCUGUACAUCAUAAGCCUUGUAAAUUUUCCACCUUUUCUUCGACCUUUCUCUCGCUCCAACACAUAUUUUAUAAUAUCAAUCUUUUCAAACAAUAUAAUAUUUUAUAAAAUUUCACUACUUUGCUCCCUUUACAGUUCCUUUCUCUCUCUGUUGUCUCUUCAACAGCGUCUUCCCGUUUUGAAACACAGUGAUGAACCAAGUUUCAUGCUAAAACUAAACUGCCCUCUAUUACAAAAAAAAAAAAAAAAAAAAAAUAGUUCUUCUCAGUACUUCUGUUACUGUUUUGUGAGCAAUUUAAGAGGGUAUUGUUUAUUCUUUGUUUUGACUAUAAGUUUGAAUACCUACCUAUCAAUUUCAGUUGUCAUGUUGCUUGUUUCAUUCUUGUCGUGAAAAAGGUGAAGUUUUACUUGUUUUUUUAGGUGAUUCUUUUGUUGGUUUAGUGUUUAAUGGUCUUUAAGUUUUGAGUUUUAACUUCACCUAACGUUCUAGUAGUUUGAUUGACUGGUGGGUGUGCUGGUUUGUUUGUUUGCUUGAUUGGGUUAAGUAUAGUUUAGCAUUUAAAUAAAGUUGAUGAUUCCAAUACUUUUUUUUUGGACUUGGACGUGCCUUCACUUCGUUCAAAUCUUUGAAUUCUGAUUCUGGGAAGUGGGAGUUGUUGUUCAACGUUUUUUAGUUUCUGGGCCCGCUUGGUUUUACUUCUUGAUUAAGGAUUUGUGAAGGUGGGUUGAAUGUAAGAAAUUUUUGUUGAAGGGUUUUAGAGUUGUGAAUCUAGUGAGUCACUCACCGAGUUUUGCUGGUUGAGUUGGAGGAUUUGGAUGUGAAUAAUUGCUGUUAAAUUCUUGGUCUAUUGAGGCUUCAUCUUUUGAGGUUGUUUAGCAUUGUUAGAGGGCUUUAGAGCUGUAUGCUUGAUGGUUUUAGUUCUUUACUGUAGUCUUGCACGUUUUGAGCUCUAAUAUUUGCUGUUAGAUUGAACAAGUUGGGUGCCGAGAAUUGAAAUUAGAGGGUUUUGUGGUAGUGUCCUGGUGGAGUUUAGUUGUUGAAGUUACGGUUCUGAUGAAAUGGGGAGUAAUGGGUUUGAUCAUCCAUUACAAGAUUCAGGGAAGGGGGAAGGUGUUAGCCGGAGCAAGAAACUGAAGAAGGAUGUGGAGCAGAAUGAUGUGGCUGAUACAUCAAUAAAAGUGGAUUAUUUGUCUUCCGAAGAAGAUUCCAGUGCAGGCUCAUUUGAUGAGGAAGAAAAUCAGGGGACAAGUUCAUCAAAGCAGCCAUCAGUUUUGGAGAUUUUCAAGGCCAGAGACUGGAGUGUUAGUUCUUCGACUCGACGAGGCGUGGAUCAUUGCACCACUGCACCUAUAACUGCUUACAACAAUUCACUAAAUGAUGAUGAUGAGAUUAUAUAUUCAAGGUCAAUGACAGAAAAGAAGAAUGUACCAAGGCAUGACCUGAAAUUGGAUAGACUGUCAGAGCGUGAAAAGAAAAAGCUGAUUGUGGAACUAGUCAGGAUCCAAAAUGAUGGCACAGUUGAAGUUGAUAUAAAUAAAGGCACACCUGCAGCUUCAGAAUUAUUAGAGUUUCAACCUGUUGAAGCACCACCUGUCUCUUUUGAUAAUACCAGUUUUUAUGAGUCCAAAAAAUCAAUCCCAAGAUUGAAAAUUACCAUGCUUGUUGUGGGAACAAGAGGAGAUGUACAGCCGUUCCUGGCUAUGGCCAAGAGACUUCAGGAGUUUGGUCAUCAUGUUAGGUUGGCAACACAUGCUAACUUCAAAGAUUUUGUGAGGUCAGCUGGUGUAGAGUUUUUUCCUUUGGGUGGUGAUCCUCGGGUUUUGGCAGGAUAUAUGGCCCGGAAUAAAGGUUUGAUCCCAUCUGGACCAGGGGAGAUAUCAAUACAAAGAAAGCAACUGAAGGCCAUUAUAGAAUCUCUUCUUCCGGCUUGCACAGAGCCAGAUAUGGAAACUGGCGCGCCUUUUAGAGCUCAGGCAAUUAUUGCAAAUCCUCCUGCUUAUGGGCAUGCACAUGUUGCUGAAGCUCUUGGUGUACCCCUUCACAUCUUCUUCACAAUGCCUUGGACGCCAACUUAUGAAUUUCCUCAUCCACUGGCACGGGUACCUCAAAGUGCUGGAUAUUGGCUUUCAUAUAUAGUAGUGGAUUUACUGAUAUGGUGGGGCAUAAGGAGUUAUAUUAAUGACUUCAGGAAAAGGAAGUUGAAGCUUCCUCCUAUUGCAUACUUCAGUACAUACCAUGGAUCAAUAACUCAUUUGCCAACGGGGUAUAUGUGGAGUCCUCAUCUUGUGCCAAAGCCAAGUGACUGGGGGCCUCUAGUUGAUGUUGUUGGAUAUUGUUUCCUAAACCUUGGGUCGAAGUAUCAACCACAAGAAGAGUUUGUUCAAUGGAUUAAAAAUGGACCAGAACCUAUAUAUAUUGGAUUUGGGAGCAUGCCUCUUGAUGAUCCUAAGAAAACUACGGAUAUUAUAUUGGAGGCACUAAAAGAUACAGGACAAAGAGGAAUAGUUGACCGAGGUUGGGGAGAUCUUGGAAGUUUUACAGAAGUUCCUGAUAAUAUUUUCCUUGUGGAGGACUGCCCUCAUGAUUGGCUGUUUCCUCAAUGUUCUGCGGUGGUUCAUCAUGGUGGUGCCGGAACAACAGCAACAGGAUUAAGAGCUGGGUGUCCAACAACUAUAGUUCCUUUCUUUGGAGAUCAGUUCUUUUGGGGCGAUAGGAUAAAGGAUAGAGGGCUUGGACCUGCACCAAUACCAAUAUCUCAGCUUACCGUUGAGAAUCUUUCAAAUGCCAUAAGAUUUAUGCUCCAGCCAGAGGUGAAAUCUCAAGCAAUGGAGUUGGCAAAGUCAAUAGAGAAUGAAGAUGGUGUUGCAGCUGCAGUUGAUGCAUUUCAUCGGCAUCUACCUGCUGAGCUACCACUGCCUCCUCCAUCACCGGAGAGAGACGAUAAUCCAAAUCCUAUCCAGUGGUUCUUUAUUCAAAUCGGAAAGUGGUGCUGUCAGCCUUGUGGUGGUGUGUAAACUUCAUAGAGAACUUAUAGCGUGAUAUAGUUAGGUAUUUUUUUCUCAAUUAUUUUAUUGCUAUCAUUCUAGUUAAGUGAUUCAUUCAUUUCAUUGGCGGUUCUCUUCUAUUGGCUUCAUUUCUUUCAUGUGUCUCUUAUACCUGUUUGAUUGAUAGAGAGAAAAAAAAUAUAAAAGUAAAUAACAGUGUAGAUUUGUCUCAAAGCAUUGACGACAAUGUUUCUUGUGUCUUUAUUCGUGUAACGUGAAUCUGAAGUUCCAAGAGCUUGAUUUUUUAA